AUGGAUCUCCACGCACCCUUGGUCGUUCAUGGCUACGAGCACGCUCCUCUAUUGGAGGUGGAGGGCAUUGACCCACACAGCCCUCAGCAGAAGGUGUUAAUACACCAACCCAUUCAGAGCCAGGAGCUCAUGAGCACGGAUCACAGGAAUGGAGAGUACGACUUUUCAGAUGAGCAGUAUCACGCGCACAGCAGCAACCAAAGCGGAGAUGGUGAGUUUGGUAAUAAUAGCAAAUACAUAAUAGAUAGAUUGCACAAUAAAAAUGCUUACAAUAACAACAGACAACUUAAUAUCCAAAGAAAUAAUAGUUGCAGUAUAUUACAAAGUCAAACGGGACCGAGACCUUACCGCAUAUAA
Molecule: messenger RNA, 357 nt
Organism: Pieris macdunnoughi
Lineage: Eukaryota; Metazoa; Arthropoda; Insecta; Lepidoptera; Pieridae
Source: the annotation of a GenBank genome assembly